AUGACGUCGACGCCGGAAUCUUCUCAGCCGAGCGCCGCCGACGGCACCGCAGCGAAGCGCGAGCGACAGUACUCCCUCGACGAAUUCGAUGACCCGAAUGUGGACCCGAUGUCGAGCUACGACGGCACCACGUGCGUGAUCACGGAUGAGUUGGAGGUGGAUAGACGAACGCUCGGAACGACGCUUCGAGAACAAAUCAAAACAAUGGGCGGCGAGCAACUCAUGGAUCCUCAUGCGUUCGUGUCGACCGAUGAGCAGCGGAGGCAGUGCGCGAUGUUGUUCGGGUCGUGCGCGUUGUUGGUGGUUAAGGGGCUGGGCGAGUUCGGUGCGGAUGGGUUCGAGGCGUGGGAGGCGGCGGCGGCGCUGGCGACGGCGGCGCUGGCGUACUGGACGAGCGAUCUUGGAACUGGGAUUUUUCACUGGAGCGUGGAUAACUACGGAAGUAAGGACACGCCUCUGCUUGGGAAGGUGAUCGACGCGUUCCAAGGGCAUCACAAAUAUCCGUGGACGAUCACCAAGCGACAGUGGGCGAAUAACAUUCACACCACGUGCGUCGCUCCAUUAGUCUUCACCACGCCCACACUGUUGCUCAACGAUCGUCCGACGGAUUUGAUCUUUGUCGGUGUUUUCACAGCUCUCAUUGUGCUGAGUCAACAGUUUCACGCGUGGAGUCACAUGAAGAAGAGCGAGCUCCCGAGCGCGGUGCUUGCGGCGCAAGACAUCGGCUUACUCGUGGGACGACGCGAUCACGGUCAGCACCAUAAGGCACCGUUCGAGGGUCACUACUGCAUCGUGAGCGGCUACUGGAACCCCAUUCUUGACGAUAGUGGAUUCUUUCGCAAGCUAGAGCAGAUGAUUUUCAAGGCAACCGGCGUCGCGCCGCGAUGCUGGAGCGACGACUUGAACUUCAUUGUUCAAGAAGACGCACCGGAAGGUUGGGGCAAGGGCAUCAUCACCAAGUAA
This is a messenger RNA of Ostreococcus tauri, 963 nucleotides long. Its product is annotated as Kua-ubiquitin conjugating enzyme hybrid,localisation. The transcript has a single exon. Bases 1 to 963 code for a protein of 320 amino acids. The record is from RefSeq and is a predicted model, not a curated record. Lineage: Eukaryota; Viridiplantae; Chlorophyta; Mamiellophyceae; Mamiellales; Bathycoccaceae.